Molecule: messenger RNA, 822 nt
Organism: Arxiozyma heterogenica
Lineage: Eukaryota; Fungi; Ascomycota; Saccharomycetes; Saccharomycetales; Saccharomycetaceae
Gene: SHB17
Product: sedoheptulose-bisphosphatase
Exons: 1
Coding region: 1-822 (273 amino acids)
Biological process (GO): ribose phosphate biosynthetic process
Molecular function (GO): sedoheptulose-bisphosphatase activity
Source: RefSeq, a predicted model, not a curated record
AUGAAGGCUCCAACUCCAAGAUGUAUUAUCAUUAGACAUGGUCAAACUGAAUGGUCCAAAUCUGGCCAGUACACAGGAUUAACUGACUUGCCAUUAACUCCAUAUGGUGUUGGACAAAUGAAGAGAACUGGUGAAUCCAUUUUCCAAAACAACAAAUUCAUUGAUCCAUCUCAUAUUACUUAUGUGUUCACUUCUCCAAGAACACGUGCCCGUGAGACAGUUGACCUUGUUUUAAGUUCAUUGAGCGAAGAACAAAAAAAACACAUCCGUAUUGUUGUUGAUGAUGACUUGCGAGAAUGGGAAUAUGGUGACUAUGAAGGAUUAUUAACUCAUGAAAUUGUCAAAUUAAGGAAAUCCCGUGGUCUAGAUCAAGAUAAACCUUGGAACAUUUGGAGAGAUGGUUGUGAAAAUGGUGAAUCCACUCAAGAGAUCGGUCUUAGAUUAUCUCGUGUCAUUGCUAGAAUCCAAAACUUACACAGAUUACACCAAUCAGAGAAUAGACCAUCGGAUAUUUUAGUCUUUGCACAUGGUCAUGCGCUACGUUAUUUUGCUGCACUUUGGUUUAAACUUGGUGAGGAGAAAUUAGUGGAAACUGAAAAGGAAAAAAGCAAUCCAAAAUCUUAUGAAGAUAGUACUAUUCCUUAUGUGGCUCUAGAAAAAUACAGAUAUUUGAUUGAUAAUCCAAAGUUCUUGUUAGAUGCUGGUGGUAUUGGUGUUUUAUCUUAUGCUCACCAUAACAUUGACGAGCCAUCGUUGGCUUUGGCUGGUGCCUUUAUAUGUCCACCAGAAGAGGAAUCUCAGCAUGGAGAUGUAAUAGCUUAA